CCCUCCUCUCUCUUUUUCGGCUUUUUUUUUUUUUUUCUCUCCACCUAUUUUUCCCCCAAUUUUACUUUCUAGAAAAUUCAAUCUGAAACAGUAAUGGCGUCUUCCAGAAGUAGAUCCAAUAGUGGAGUAAAAAAUGGAUUUGAAAGUUCAAUAUCAUCUUCAGGAAGAUGUUAUGGUUCAUCGUUUACGAAUUCGUCAUCGGUUAAUUCAAGCUUUUCGUCUGGUUUCGCAUCGUCUAGUUCGAGUUUCACAUCUCGAUCUAGUAGUUUUUUCCAGAGAUCAGCUUCACCAACUCGUGUGAAUUUAUAUGGAUCUGUACAAGGAUCUCCAUCUGUUCGUUUCUCAAUGGCGGAUCGUCCGAUUUCACCGAGUCGAUCAAUUACAGCUUCAACUCGUGAUCAGGUGGUGAAAACUACAAGUAAUCGAUUAAACGUUCCGUCGUCGACGAAGAGGACGUGUAUGUGUUCACCAACAACUCAUCCAGGUUCAUUUCGUUGUAGUUUACAUAAGAAUAGUCAUAGUUCGUCAUCAGUUUCGUUUCCGUCAAAUCGAUUGAAUGCUAGAAGAUCAGCAAUGACUAAUUCUCUUGUGAGGAUUGGUACUGUUGAAGGUGAUUUGGUUAAACGUGCUUUAGCUGCUUUGAUUCGUCCAUCAUCACAUCAACAGAGAAGAAGAGCGUCAUUUCAACCUAGGCAGAGCAGGCUUUCAAUCAUGUCUAAAGCUGUUGAUGAUAUCUGAGUCGAGUUUUCCUGAAAGGUUUGUUUUAAAAAUAUAUUCUCCAAAUCUCAAUCAAAAAUCGUUUCUGUUUCCCUAGUGUUUCUCCGGCGGAUGUCAUCAAAUCAGGCACAGUCGUCGGGAAAAUUGAAGGAUGUGUAGGGAUUGUGGGAGAAAUUAUACAUAGUUUAGGUCUUCAAGAGGUUGCUGAUCAUCAAAGCUGAAGAAGAACAGGAAGAAGAAAUCAGAAGGAUGAAUCGGUGUUUUGUGAUUGAAGAUCAUAAUGAAAAAAUCCCCAAAAAAAACGAGUAGAAGAAGAUUUACAGUAGUUCCUUCCUUGUAUAUAAAAUAUCAAAUGAAUGGGUUGUUAAAAGAGAUACCAACUCUUAGAAUCCUUUAAAAUUUAUUUUUCUUUCAUCGGACA
Molecule: messenger RNA, 1138 nt
Organism: Papaver somniferum (opium poppy)
Lineage: Eukaryota; Viridiplantae; Streptophyta; Magnoliopsida; Ranunculales; Papaveraceae
Exons: 1
Coding region: 94-738 (214 amino acids)
Source: RefSeq, a predicted model, not a curated record